Molecule: messenger RNA, 1410 nt
Organism: Salvia miltiorrhiza (redroot sage)
Lineage: Eukaryota; Viridiplantae; Streptophyta; Magnoliopsida; Lamiales; Lamiaceae
Product: protein SAWADEE HOMEODOMAIN HOMOLOG 1-like
Exons: 9
Coding region: 386-1195 (269 amino acids)
Molecular function (GO): chromatin binding
Source: RefSeq, a predicted model, not a curated record
AGGCUUAUUCGAAUCAUUUUAUUCUGCUUUUUCCUUUACUUUUUCAUGAAACAAAAUGAAAAAUGUAAAACUAGAUAGUAUCUUGAUUUGCUAAACAAGCAAACAAAUGAUGCAUAAAAUCCGUUGAUUGAGAAAAUAAAGUAAGAUUUCAUUAAUUGUACAUUAAUCUAGAAGAUGAGGAAAAUCAAAUAGCAGGUCUCAUUAUUCAUUACUGGGCAACAGCUAACAUAAUUGCACCAAACCUCACUGUAGAGAACAUCUCUCCCUCAAAACCUUUUUGUUUUUUUUUUUGGCUCACACAAAGAAUUAAAUUCAAGAAUCUGUGUGUGUGAGUGACUGAGUGGGAGACCGACUCAGUGAACACACGCACACACACAGCACACAGAUGGAAGAUGAAGAUAAUUCACCUGAGUUCACGUUAGCAGAGAUACUCCAAAUGGAGAACUUAUUCAAGGAAAUGAGAGAGAAAGCGACCGGAGAAGAGUUCUGUCAGGAGCUUUCGACUAAAUUUAAUGGUUCCAUUCACCGUUCCGAAAAACCUCCUAUAAAAUGGGAACAGGUUCAAAGUUGGUUCUGCGAUAAACAGACGAAUUCAGCAGCUGUUGUUGUCCCAUUUAAACCCAAGAAAGGAACUGCUGGUUCAAAGACUGCUAUAAUUAAAAAGAGGAGUAAAGUGCCUACAAUUCCUGCAAGUGAAGCAGCUGUUGAGCUCCAAACCUUGAUUUUCGAAGCUAGAUCAGCAAAGGAUUCUGCUUGGUUCGAUGUUGCUUCCUUCCUGAGCUACAGAAUCUUUCACUCGGGGGAUCUGCAUGUUCGUGUGAGAUUUUCCGGCUUUGGCAAAGAUGAAGACGAAUGGGUGAGCGUUAGCAAGGCAGUAAGGGAGCGCUCAAUCCCUUUGGAACAUUCGGAAUGUGAUAAAGUCAGUGUCGGAGAUCUCGUUCUCUGCUUCAGGGAAGCCGAGGACCAUGCACUCUACUGUGACGCGCAUGUUGUGGAAAUCGAGAGGAAGGUGCACGACAGUAGCAUAUGCACGUGCGUUUUUGCAGUCCGUUGGGACCACGACAAUGUUGAGGGCAAGGUUACAGCGGAGAAACUGUGUUACAGGCCAACAAAACCGGCGGCUAAAGACAGCGAGGAGUGUAAGCUUGUGCCGUUGCAGCCCAGCGGGGUGCAGAACUUGCUGCAGCUGUUAUGAGGCUGAGGAAUCGACGGAGUGCAUCAUUUUAGGUGUGACCAUACAAUCCUUCAAAUACUCACUCCAAUCUAUCACCUAAAGUAAAAAUGCUCUUUUAGAGGAAAGGAAGAAGUUAUUUGAAAGCUUGUAACUGUUUGCAACUGUUGAUGUUAGAGGGAGCAUGUAAUCUUGAAACUUUGAUCAACACUCUUAAUAAAACUCUCUCUCUCUCUCUC